AUGGAUCCAGGACACCUUCACACGGUAGGGAAUAUACUUAUGAUUUAUGUAAAUCUUGCCUGUUACUUCUUGAAGACACCGUUCAUUCCUCAUAUUUUUACGUCUGUGCGAGUAUCCUUGAGGUUCUGUCCCCGAAUUUUGGUACAGUCGAACCUUGUUGGAAGCUUUAGCAAGACACCAUACUUUUCUUUUUCUGGCGGAAGAAUCUGAUUUUUCUUAUUUUGUCGGAUAUAAGAACGUAGACAUGUGCAGUUGGUCAGGAACAUACAUCUAACAUUCCACUUGAAGUUCUUUCGUGUUAACCGGCAAUACAGGCGUGAUUUGGCGGGGGAAUACACGGAAAACGUAUCGUUCUUUCCACGCCUUUCCCCGUCACGCGUGUCUCGCGCUCCACUUCGUGCAAGCCUGAAAAACGCGGGAAAAAAACGCCUAUUCUGUAUGUUACUUUUGCGUCGUCAAGAGAUUUCGCGCGUGGGGACGACGAGCUUCUAGCCAGCUUGCCGCUCUCCAUGACUCUGUUAGAACAUUUUCCCCCUCAUUGUCAACGGAUGAUUUCACUCCAAAGGGAGAAAAAGAACUUGGGAGAUCUCUAUAUUGGUUGUGCAACCUCUUAUUUGUUACCCCGGCGUGAGUGAGUACUAUUUUGAGUCUGAGACAGAGUAGCUUGUGUUAGUACUCGAAAAAACCCCUACACUCUGGAUUCGUGGUGGUAAACUAUGAAGGUUUGCGUGCCAACGAUUUUCUUUUGAAUUAUGCUACCUCUCCUACUAUCAUCACAGAAGGAAUUAUACUGGGUAACUCAGACCUAAAUUUCAAUUAUCGUUAGCUUUCUUUGCGUAUUUUCUCAGGAUAGUGACCCAAAAGCGUACUCUGCUGAUCGAGAAGAGGAACCGGUGGAUCCUGGGUAGGUUAUUGUCGCCAUGUACCACACGGUAAUAUGAUGUAACCACUGUUUUUGGUUCGCACGUUUGGAAUUCACCUCCUCAGUCGUGCUUACCGCUGGUAAGCGGAGGUCGGCGCAGUGUAGCCUUCCCCCCCCCCCAGGGGGGGGGGGGGCAAUCAAUGGAAUCUGGUCGAGGUGUUCCAGCGAGGCCUUUCAGCCGUGACCUUAUCUCAUUUCGUUUCACAUACAGAACUAAUCAUUUUUUUAAACUACUAUCAUGGAAUUAGAUUUGUUGGACCAACAAAAAGGCUUUCGGCCCAAAAAGACACUGUGUUCAGGAAGCUAAAUAGUGAAAUUGUAUACCAUGUUUAAGGGUCAAGAACUUGACAGCCAUGCCCCGUUUAGGCCAAAUAGGGGAGUGCGCCCCUCCCCCAAUAGGGUGUAACCUCUGCCCUUGGCGUGGCUUUCAUACGUCGUUGUUGCAGUUAAUCGUUAAUAGUUAUUUUCUUCUUUUCUCUUAUAAAGCUUUCAUUUAUUUUUUGUGUCAAAGAUUACAACCGGAUGAUACGUCAGAGGAAUCUGAAAACUACCCCCAAAAGCUGUUUCCGGUCGAAGUAAGUAUUCAGCAAUGAAAGGAAAAAGCAUUUCACUGACGUAAGCAAUUUCAUAUAAUGGCAUUCGGGACAAAAUAGAAUGAGAUGUUUUAAAACAAUUAGAAAAUUGAUAGCCAACUAAACGGCUCAUGGAAUCAGUUAGUAGCGUCAGGGAUAGGGGAAACUUAGUACCUCGUUCACAAUUUUUUGGCCAUAAAAAGCAGGCCUAGGUAAUUUUGGAUAAAAAGUAGAUGUGUGAUGAUGUUUUGAGAAAUUUAAAUAACUACUUGAGAACUCUAGCUAAGUAGCUUAUUUUCAAUACAACGAACUCGUAUAAUUAUAAGGAAAUACUGGUAAAGUAAAUUUACGUUAAAUAAGAAAUGUCUUUAUAUGUGUCCGAAGGUAAAUGUCACGACUCAACGGUUUUGUAUUUAACGGUAUGUUUUUUAUUACUUUCUUAAAUCAGUAAAAUGUCAAGUUCAUCUCAAUUGGCUCCUGUGUUUAAAUUUAGAAACCACUGAGUUCCUACUCAUUUAUUAAACAUUACUAAAUAAAAUAAAUCAGUUCACGUCCCUAAGUGUUUGAUAUUUCAUAUAUAUAUAUAUAUAUGAUUUAUUUAAUAUUUGAUUUUAUGUAGGAAGCAUCGCAAUGUACAGAAAACGGACAACCCGUGCGUCAGUGUACUGAAGAUACACUUGAAACUCGUCUAGUCGUAUAGUAAGUUGAUCGUUUAUCAUCAUCGCCGUUAUCAUCUUUCACCCGUUUCAAGCCCGCGUAGCAUUAGCGUUUCCGUGCAGUUUUGGAGCAAAGAACGAGGAACGAGAGUCAAUUUUUCGCGCAGUCAAAACCGUGAAUCCCGUCCCUCAGUCUUCCUUUGCUUUGAAACCAAACGGAAAAGCUUGCUGCGCAGGCUAACCCGUUCCCAUCGUGAUCAACGUUUUUCAGUUGGAUAAUUAUGCAAGUGUUACACUAAAAUUUCCAGAAGGUACAACAAUCAACGAAAAAAUACUGAUGAGCUUUAAGAUUUUCAAUUUUUUUUUCCAUCAUGAACCCGCGCAAAGAAUUUUACUGAGAGAUGCUAGGACGUCGACCUUGUCGCACUGCUUUAAACACAUUGUCACUCAACUCCUUUGAUGUUACCAUUCAAAUAAAACCCCUUUGACAGAACGUUUGCACAGUGCUUAGGAUAUAUUUCGCAAAAAUAAGUUUGCCGGUGCAUAUUUUUCUUUUGCCACCGGCUAUCAUAGAUGUCGAAGUGACACUGAAAUUGCACCGUUCCUAUAUGCCCCCAGCUUCUAAUUCAGACAUCAUUGUUUGAGAUUGCUAAACUUUAGAUCCAUUUUUUCAAUGAAAACUUGAUAUGAGUAGCCUCAUGAAAAGAAAAAGUUAGGUGAGCCUCAGUACUUCUAAUAAGCCCCCAGUCUAAAAGUAGUGACAAAAAUCCCCUAAGGGGUAAGGUAAAUACGGUAUCCCACUGAUUUUCUUGAAAUAACUAGCGAUUUGUUUUUUGCAGUGGAACGCGAAGUGCAUGGUCAACAGGGAACGGUCACAGUCAAAGCCAUACUGAGAGACAAGUAAGGCUUUUCGCGUAGCUAUUUUUACACUUAUAUGUCAGUCUGUCAUUCGUGUUUGCUCCGGUGAACUGUGGUAGCUACUGAGUCAGGCGGAGGAUAAAGACAAGUCAAACAACACGUAUAGGGCAAAAGGCUUCAAGGCACGCCCAGUUUAUAAACUGGGUAGAUUUCUCGGUCGAAACCCAGUAACCCAGCGGGCGUUGCGUGAUCCAUAAAGCAUGUUUGUCCAUCUUCUCAGAGUCUGUUUAAAGAUUGUUUAAUGCAUGGAACACACGCCUUUUUGGAGGUCUACAUUUUUUAAUGAGAAUGAGACUUGAAAAGCAGUGCAACUUGCUACUGAACGGCUUCAAAAACGUCUGAUGUAGAUCUAUUCCCAAAAAAUCUCUGAAGUUUUUAUUAUCUGCUUCAAGAAUGUCGGAGCUAAGAACUCAGCUGUGUUUAUAAGCUGCAAAGUGACAUAUCUUAAUAUACUUUUUUUUAAGCGAUUUCAAUCGGUUUCUAAAGUUAUCUUCUCUUCUCUAGUUCAGGCUGAGGGUACAUCCCCUCCCACCCCUUGGGUUUUACUUUGCAUGUAUUUUUUUGAGGGACAUUUUCCCUUGCAGUUUUAUUUUGUUUUUUUCCCCACCAGCAACCACCCCCCCCCCCGCCCCUUAACCACUUUUCAAGUGGUCCAUUCCUUAAUCAUCUAUUGAUCUAUUCUCAGUUGAAUAAAAGCUUUUCUAUUACAAGGUCUAAGCUGCUUGCAGUACAAUACUUCUGUAAAGGCCCUUCUCAGUUAAAACUGCGAUCUAUCGAAGCCGAAACUCUUGUUUGUUGUGACAGUCUUUUAUUAUUAAACAAUGCUAAAAAUAUAUUCUAACAUUAACGUUAGUAAAUAAUUGGGACUUAUUUCCUUUUUCAUCUCUCCUUUUAUUUUUCGUUUCAGGUGGAUGAAGGAAUUGAUCGACAGGCAGAUAGUUUAUUUUUCUUGACGUUGCUGCUGUUUAUCUUGCCACGGAACUGA
Porites evermanni is the source of this 4053-nucleotide messenger RNA. The record is from the annotation of a GenBank genome assembly. Lineage: Eukaryota; Metazoa; Cnidaria; Anthozoa; Scleractinia; Poritidae.